AUGGAGUUAAACCUGAUGCGAAUGGAUUUCGCACAAGUCGGCACGACAAACAGAUCAUGUAUGCGAGUGAUACCAUCGGAGAAAAUCGACAAAUCGAAGAAGAAGCGACCACUGGAAAAGGUCGUCGUAGGCAGUCAGAACGGUUCAGUGAUUUGCAUUUGUCGAAAGAACAAUGACACACAGAUCAUCUACAAAACGUUACCGGGACCACCAAUCGAAGCCAUCUGUCUUGGUGGAGCAAUCGGGACACUUCAGGACAAAGUCUUUGUGGCGUCCGGCAGCAAUGUUCGCGGUAUCGGUAAGAAAGGAAAACAAUUUUUUCUUCGAACAUGCAUGGCGGAACGGGCCAAGAGAUGUGGGUACGUACUGUGUCCUGGAGAUAUACUUGACGUAGUGUGCUUGAUCUCUUCGGCUGGUGCAUGGGGUGGACGACCGUUCACUUCAGUGGUGGCGUGUGCGGACGCUACGAUAAGG
Messenger RNA from Ostertagia ostertagi, 474 nucleotides. The record is from the annotation of a GenBank genome assembly. Lineage: Eukaryota; Metazoa; Nematoda; Chromadorea; Rhabditida; Trichostrongylidae.